Messenger RNA from Cladocopium goreaui, 10032 nucleotides. The record is from the annotation of a GenBank genome assembly. NCBI's taxonomy places the organism in Eukaryota, Dinophyceae, Suessiales, Symbiodiniaceae.
AUGGAUGCCCUCCUGCCACUUAGCUUCAAACAGUGCCAUCCAGGCUUGGAACAACAGUUUAGCUGCUUCUGCUUGCCAGUCUUCAUGAGGUCACAGCAAGGAGCCGCAUACAGCAGAUUGCGGGAGUAUCUUUUUUGCAGUGAUGUAUGGAACAAAGAAACAUUGCCACAUGCAAGUGCAAAAUACGACGUGGUCGAUAAAAUUCCGCAUUCGAGGCCGGGCAUUACCAAGCGUCAGCGGCGACGUCGCUACGAAGACGUGUAUUGGACCAAUGUCCAUGUCAAUGCCAUCAAAUCCCGGACUCGGAGAUUGAAGCGCAUGGACAAGGCCGCAGACGCAAUCUUCGAUGAGUACGCAGAACUUGUUGCUCAAGAACGUCUCCAUUGCCUCUUAGAUGCAAAGAAGGUCCUUCAUGUCAGUGCUCCGGUUAGCGUCUAUGUGACGAUGUCAUGGCUCCCUUCAGGUCCGCGUGAGAAGGCGCAGCCAGCGCGUGGCAAGUUGUCUGACUUCAAGAAAAAAGCUUCGGUCGAAAUGCCCUUCAAGGACACCUGCCUGGUGGACGCCUUCCGCUCCAUUGGUAUCAAGGUACCUUAUACGGGCCCCGGUCCAUUCUGGGCCGUGUCUGACGGAGCCAAAAUGUUGGAGCCUUUGGGGCAGCUUGGCGGCCAUUGGAGCAUGUUAUGCCACAUCGGCAUUGAUUGUGACGCCAAUAAGUUCGAUACGAGCUCAUUCGAGGCCAUCUUCCAGGUCAUCCCCCUGCGGGCUGACAGAGCGGUUGAUGCCUGCUCGCCCAUCGAUUUCCAGGGCGGAGCCCUAACGCAACCUACUUCGGAUGCAUCUAGCACUAGCACGUUGUUUGAGCAGCCAAAUUUCCUGGACAGUGAGUUUUCCAGUCCCAGAUCCUUGGUUGGCUCCAAGCCUGUCUCAGUGCCAAUCUUCAUGCUUUUCCCAGAUUUCCUGGAAAGUCGCAUUGCUGCCUUUGAAGGGCUGUGUGCUGACUACAUAGCGCUGUUGACAGCCAAGCCGGAAUUGUGGACCCGCAUCCCAUGUCCAUUCCUCCACACGUCUCAGUCAGAAUGGAACAGCUGCCUGUCAUCCACCCGCAGCUUGUUCUGUAGCAAUUUGAUAUCCGAAGUGGGCUCAGUGGAGGAAAGCCGCGUGAGCAAGAGAUUGCGCUUGUAUAUUACGCUGCUGCGCCAGAAUCGGCACCAAAUUGCCAGCGGCGGUGUCAGCUUGAAGGCCAUCCCCAACCCAUGCGACCACAAUGUCAGCAAAAGGCAGUGGGAAAGGGCUUGCAAACACUGGCGGCAAGAUGCGCGGGGCGGAUCUGAGGUGGAAAUUUUGGGGCGGGAGCAGAAUCCAAAUUGUAUCUUGCAGGACAGUGCCCUAAUUCACGCCAUUUUUCAUCGCAACGCGAUUCCAGCUGGAUGCUUGCAGGCCGCAUCUCACAUUGCCGCUAGCCAGACAGACCCAGUAGGCGCAUUGGAGAUGCUCCGGUCAGCCCCUGAUCGAAAGCUGCCAGACCAUGAAGGCCUACGGCCCAUCCAUCAUACCAUGUGCACAGAUUCCAGCCAACAGUUCGGCACGCUCCAGGUUUUGAUCUGGUUCGGUGCAGAUGUUUUGAGCCAGCAUUUCCCCGGUGAUUCUGGAUUUUCCUUGGCCCCGCCUGGGCUAUGCAUAGCUGUCUGCAUGGAUGAGUGCUGGUAUAGGCUGCCCAUGUUUGAGGUGUUGGCGCGGCACACGGAGGAACUAGUGGAUUUGUGUGGGCGUUCUGCUUUGUGGAACACUUGCAAGAUCAUGAGACAGCAAAGCUUCAUGUUCCCAUUGGCCGACGAUGUUGAAGGCGGUAGUGAAAUUGUCUCGUUCCAGAUGGCUUGCACAGGAGUGACGGUUUGUGCCUUGUUCGUAUCAGAUGACGACACCAUCCUGACCUUAAAGCAGCAGGUUGCCUUGCAUCUAGGGCACCUUCCCUUCGCUGUUGUUUUUCUGGUGGACAAUGAAGUUGUUCCAUUUGCGCAGACAUGGGCCAGAGCUGGAUCCCCGCCACUUAUGCACGUGAUUCUUAAACCCAGGACCAACUGUCACAGACUUGCCUUAUCAAAAGCCAUCCAAGCGCAAAACCACAAUACAGUGAUCGACCUCCUCAGUAAUGGCCAAGAGCCAGAUUGCAUGGGCUUGAUCGACCGCACUCGCCGCUUAGAGCCAGUAUUGGUGACUGCAGCUUCAGCCGGCUUCUUCUAUUCUGCAUUUUUGCUCCUCAAUGCAUGGGCAGACCCUAAUAUUGCUGGCAAUGACCGCCGGACUUCCUUGCAUUUUGCCGUUCUCACACAUUCGCCAAUGACUGUGCAGGUUUUGCUGGCUGGAAGGGCUGAUGUGCAUGUGAGGGAUUUGCAUGGCGAAACCGCUUUACAUUUUGCUGCCAUCAGCGAGAACGUGGCUUUCGUGAAACAGCUGAUCAUGGCAGGGGCUGACCCUUUGACUCCCAAUGAGGAAGGAGAUGUCCCGCUACUUUGGGGCCGUGAAGUGGACACUAAGGGUGCCCUUUUGGAAGGCUGUUGGCAUGACAUGUCGUAUACCAUGCUCUUUCUCUUAAACUUGCGAACCUUGUCAGCCUAUACAACUUGCAGGCCAUUGGAAAAGCUUUGCAAGUGCAUGCGCAAGCUGCUCUGUGAAUAUGUCUUGCACGAUGAAGCUGACUUCCAAGGAGGGGCCGAGUCAAACGCACCAACGGAGCGCCUUUUGCACUUGUACUUGUUUCGCAAUCCGCUCCCUGCAGAUCGGCCCCGGGUGUGGCAUCAAUUGCAAUUGUUUCAGUUAUAUGUGGAGCCUCUCCAGCCCACAUUGCAGAAAUUCCCGAGAUUGUUUUGGAUUUUGCCGGUGCCAUUUGAUGUCUCGCAAAGCAAGGAACAGUGGAAGGUGAAGCUGUUUGCUGCCUCCACGUUUUUGAAUUUGCUGCAGAAGGGCGAAGUCGUGAAGCUGGAGGGUGCCCUCAUCACCUGGUUUUGGCCAGAAAUUUUGCAGGACAUGUCCUUAUUGGACAUUCUUAGCACAAGGAACACAUCAUCCAGCGCACGUUCUAGAGCGAGGCAGCUAUCUACUGCUGUCCUCUUCUUCUCAGUGCUGGCCACACCUUUGCCGCAGACCACCCCAAAGAAAUUGAGUUCAAUGGGGACAAACAUCUGUCAUCGUUGGGUUCUUCUGCAAAGAUUUUUGCUCAGCAACAACCACCGCAAACCCAAGAGAGAGCAGCCUAGAGGAAAUCCCGUUUUGUUGCUGUCAGCAGCCCUGCGGCAGGAACUUGCACGACCCGCAAAUUUUGAGGAUAGGCAAGGUGGCGCAGAAGAUGUGAGCCAAGGUGGCACAGAAGAUGUGACCCGCCGAAUCUUGGAGAACAGGGGCGUGGCCCGUUCCCGCAAAAUGCUGAAGUUGGUGCAAUGGUCGCAUGGACUUGGAAUGGAGUUGCCGUUGCGGGGAGACAGCGUGGAUGCUAUGGUUCCCUAUCGUCACGAACAUUUUGCUCCCUGCGUAGACAUCACAACUCUGGCAUGGCUUCACCCCCAUGACAGAGACCGUCACGUUCGGUUCGAGUCUGAAGGCCACGUGUAUUACAUCCGUGGCAAGCAGACCAAUGGAUCUGUGACUGGGUUGAUCCAUGCCUUGGCACGACCAUUCGAUGCCGACGAAGUAAUUUCCAAUAUGAUGGCAGGUGACAGAUGGCCUCGCGCAGGCUAUUUGCGACCAUUCUUAGGAGAGACUGUAUUGAAGCGCGUCCGCCAAGUUGAUGCAGACCUUGUGCUUGCUCUCCUGGACUCCCCCCGCAAUGAUACAUGGAUCUCCAACCGGCUCCAGAGCCUGCGGACGAACUUUCCAGAGAUUGUCCAGAGUCUGGUAUUUGGCCCGCAUGAAAUCAAGCGCAUGUGGGAAGCCAACCGAAUUGAUGCUGCUCUUCGAGGCACCCACAUGCAUUUUUGGUUUGAAGCGCAUGUGAAUGGAUAUGUGGUGCCAAAAACAAGUCCAGAAUUCUCGAUGCUUGAAACCUUCUUACAAGACAUGCAAGGGUGGCGCGCCUUCCGCACGGAAUGGGUUAUUUUUGGUGAGGAAGAGAACAUUGCUGGGUCAAUCGAUCUCACUGCACAAAACCCAAAUGGGCAGUUGGCACUGAUUGACUGGAAGCGGACCUCCAGCCUAGCAUCGAAAUUCUCUUCGCCGUGGACGAUGCUACCGCCUUUAGAUCAUGUUCCGGACUGUGCUGGGUGGCAUUACCGGCUCCAACUGAACAUUUACAGGUAUAUUGUGGAGAAAUACUACGGCUUUGAGGUGGCUAUGAUGCUAGUGGUUUGCACCCACCCCGACCAACAAUUGCGGCCUUUCAUCGACCAUGUGCCGCGUCUCGACAAGGAGAUUGAAGUCGUGAUGAGUUUGCGGCGGGACAAAGCACAUGCUGUUGAUGUGUCUGGAGGAUCAGAUUUUGAGGAACAACUUGAGAAAGAAAUGGAUUGGCUGAAUGAGCAGGCGAAAGCCGAGGAGGCGGCUAGUAGGAGAGAUGGGAGGGGUGGGCCAGAGGGACCGGAAGAAGCACAGCAACCUGAAGGACUUGCAAGUCAAGCUCUUGAGGAUGAUGGAGCAAACCCACUGCCAGAAGUAGAUGAUGCAAAUCUGAGACAAUGCAAGAAGCGCCGCUUGCUUCCUGGAGCUGCUCAGUCCAUGCCGAAGUUUCAGAAAGAAUUUGACAGCUUGCGGGCUGCUGCAAAUACAUCUCUGCAGCAGGCGUCAAUCAAAAAGCCUGAGCAGAGCCAUUCCCUUUUGCAACAGAGCAGCUACAUGAUCAAGCAGGUGCGUGCUCGCAAGCCACAAUGGCCUGAGCAGCUUGUGCGCUUGGUGGCGUGCGCUUGCGUUUUGCCCCACAUGCGGCUCUGCGAUGCCUACCUCCGGGAACAUAUUUACUUGAUCUGGCUGAUGGAAGGUGGCCGCUACCUUCGUGUCCACAACGGACAAUGCUUUCUGUACCAUGAUUGCGGGGCUUUCCAAGUCUUUCGCGGAAGCCCGCCGGAACAAACAGUUGCCCGGAUCAAAGAGUUCAUACUUCAAGUCGAAGGGUUUUUUCGAAGCAUCCAAGGAGCAGUAGAUCGAACACAGGAGAGUAUAGUGCAAAUGGUAGAAGGCAUGGAGGCAGAUGCGAAUGGAGAUAUAAAGGUGCUACUUGACAAGUGGAUAUCUGCCGCGCUCUUCAUGAAGCAGCUUCCGCGCGGCCGCAGAGCGCCUCAAUUUGAUGAAGUUGAUGAUGCGGAACCAGAAGCGGCGGCAACUGGUGAUGCAGGAGGGUGGACCCAAUCCAUUGCUAUCGCCCUAAGCAAGUUGAGCGUAACCCUGCAAAAGGAAGUCAUGGAUGAUAAGAUAUAUGGUCUCAUGAUUGAAUGGUGUGAAACGCCUUGCCAGAAGCAAGCUGGCUGUGCGUACAAAGAUAUAUGCGUUGUGUAUGAUUCAAAUGAAGAGAAUGUGGAAUUUGUGCAGCCAAGCCACGACAACAACCUCUACACAUUGAUCCCGCAUGCCUUAAAGCCUUCUUUGCCGGAUCCCGUCCUCCAAGCUGCGAGCUGCCGUUUGGAGAAGUUUUUCCGCGAGACCUUUUGGCGGAACUUCGAUGUCUUUUUGUGCUGUCAGGCAGCCCAAGCCAUCGCGAAAAGGGGUGAGAAUAUUGACCGAUGCUUCAUUGGUGAGAGCCCCGGUGGAGUAGGCCAAUCUUUAUACAGUUCUCACUUGAAUGCGGUUUAUGGACACAAUCACGCAUUCAUUGACCCUAAUAUUUGGUACGAUGAGCAAGAGCUCCGGAAGCAGAUUGAGCAAUUUGCAGGCUGCUUUAUCUUAACAGCGCAGGAGGCGCCUGAAACUUCACGCCGAAUGCGGGAAGACUUGUACAAAAAGACAAUGAGUGCAGAUGGCAUGGCUGGGAGGCGGCCGUACGGGUAUGUCACCCGCAUGAUUGAACUUACCGGAUGGAAGAGGAUGGAGGUCAAUCGUCUGAUGCAGUUCAAGGGUGUAUCUGAGCAUAACUUCCCAUCAAUCCUGCGGCGCAGUUUCCUUUGGCGUCCGCACGCUCGAUUUGUAUGUCCGCAAUACUUGGAAGAGCAUUACACAGAUGCGGCGCUGGAUGGGUACUUUCCAAAAGAUCCAACUUUGAAGGAGUUCCUUGUCUCAGGACCAGCAAUCGCCAGCAGCAUGCAGCUGCAGCACGCGUUUGAACAUACAUACUCACGAGCUGAAUGCAUACAUAUGAUAGAAUCAUAUUGCAAUUUGGGUGGUGAUCAGGGAUUGACAGAGGACAAAAUGCGAAUCGCUUGUGGGCUCCCACCGCGUCAGCGUGCCGAGAUCGCUGCUCCUGGGCUAGGCCCUGUGGAUGAUCAACUAAGCCAGGAUCAAGCAGAAAGUGUAAAAACAGGUUCUGAAGCAGUGGCCCGCCGCAUUGUGGAGGAAUGUCUUUCAAAGGGGUUCUUCAUGUUCACAUUGCAACAGUUCAAGACCAUGUCUCUGCCUUCGAAUGCACCCAAUUUAGACAAAGAGAGCAUGUUGACACAGCUACAAGAGCAUUUAUUGGUAAAGCAAAUAGCAAGAAAGCGCGGCAAAGGAAAGCAGAUCAUUGUUCCAUGCGUCCUGGGGCAAGGCAGUUUGCAGGAUGUCUUUGAUCUGAAAAGCUCAAACGACACGGCACUAGUAUUCCCCGAAAUGUGGCACACAAGUUGCUUGCGGGACUUUGCUUCCAAACAUCUUGCCAGAGAACACAAUGUCGUCACUAUGAUAGCAUUCUUGGAUGCCAGCAUUGCUGCAUUGAAGAGGAAAGGCUCCGGAAAGUUAACGUCUGAGGUCAAGCUCAGACACGAUGCGUUGGUCGAAAGGAGGCGUAAGUUGGAAGCCAACGAGCAGUUGAUUGGGAAGCUCCUCGCUGCUGCUGGUGGUGAGGCUGGUGACCUGGAAGGGCAGGCACGCAGUGAUGUGAUCAAGGAGCUAGGUUUGCCAGCUGCGGAAGGGAAGAAAGUUUUGCUUGAAGUCAUAAACGGUGGCGGUCCGCCUAGCCGUCUGUCGGAACAUGAUGUAAUUGUUGGGCUUCGGAAAGCUGCCAUCUGGAUUAAAUGGCUUGCAAUUUCAAAUUUUCCCGAUCUCUACAGCCACUGUGAUGCAGACAGAAGCAAGCCAUCGCCAGACAACUCCAUGAUAGCAUACUUGUACCAAGCUGUUGAAGAUCUAGUUUUGUCUAGCUGGGUGCAAUUCCUCAUGACGCAAGAUCUCGUGCAUUUAUCCCUUCACUUCGACGGUUGCCGAAUUCAGGGUCGAGCGCUUGACACGGCUUCAAUGUGUCAAGAGUCUUCGGAGUGGAUUGCCAAAGAGACUGGGUUUCAGGUGGUUGUGAAGCAGAAGAAGCACCUGCUUCUCGCGGAGCUGUUGGGAAGGGAUGGACGUGUUUGCGAUACUCUGUCACUUUCUUCCAGCUUCGACUACUCUGCAAAUGGCAUUCUUACAUGCCUGGCCUACAUUGCAGACCUCUGGUCACCAUUGGACGCAUGGCUACAGGAACAUAAGGCAAACAUUGAAGGAGGUCAAACACAUCGUUCAUAUAAAGAAUGUUUCAAAGCUGCAGAUGUUGCCUUCUCAGUAGACAUUGGUUUCUGUGCUGAGAAGACGGGGAAGUACCUACUCCAUUGUGAGCACAAUGGAUCUCCGCUCGUCCUUGGAUGUGUAAUGGCCGAAGAAACUUGCAAAGUGUUAGUCCGGGACACAGUAUAUGCGCUAUCAGCAGAUGCUUUCAAGGCAUGUGCUGAGGAGUCAAUUGAUUAUGCCUCCCUAGUGACAUUUCGCAUGCUGAAAGCAGGCGAAAAACCCCGGCAAGAAUCUGAAGUUCUUCUGGAACUGCAGGCCGGCUUCGAUCUAUCUGGCGGUGCUGAGUUGGAGAUGUUGUGUGAGUGCGAAGGAUUGCUGGAGAAUUCUGAUGAUGAAGGCAUGGCCGGAUCACAUGUUGAUGAAUCAAUAGUGCAGGUGGGCGAAGAGUUGCUGGCGUUGCUCGCAGAAGAAAGAGGUGAAGUCCUAGAUAGCACUGAGACUGUGCAUGAAGGCAGUAUGCACCGUUGUCCGUUCUGUCCGUUCCGGCAAUUCCCUCGACCUUCUCGUGUGAUGGAGCAUGUGCAAAAGUAUCAUACAACGAAACGACAAUUCUGUUGCAGUGGCACCAAGCAAGUCAGAGUCAUUCAGGCUUUGUUUGACGAUGACCAGCUCCGCAAUAUACAGCCAAGUGCUCGCUACCUCCGCAGGAGCGCCGCCGUGUUGCGAACAUCAAUUGGGAAUGAGGAUGGAAGCAUCAAUCAUCUUGAUCGUCGAUUACGCUUGGUCUUGACGGAGAAGGGCCCCGUGUACAAAAGCUUGCAACACGUUGCUGAGAACGAAACAGUGUACCGUCGAGCCAAGAACUUGUAUUACACGCAUGGAUUUGCAGAUAUGCUUUUCCAAGAGAUGAUGGUUAGCAAUGCAAAAAUGAAGCAAGCAUCUCGACUGAAGCUUGUAGACAUGUAUCCCUUGGAUGCACUCUUUGUUGCGGCUAGCCGGUUGGCUUUGAGACUCGCAGCAAGUGGCAGCAAGCUCACGGGCCUCUUGCCUCAGCAUGUUCGACACUGGUGGCCGCUCGUGGAGGACAUCUUCUACUCCGACGCCGUGAACCAGCUGUUCGCCCAAUCUAUGGCAGAGGCGGUUCACCAUACGGAAUUUGAAUCCGUCAGUGUGGAUGCAACCCUGAAGUGUUGCCUCUCCAUUCUCGGCCAGAGUUCCUACAGAGCAGGGCCGCAGGAACGAGCCAGCGCUGCUUUCACGGGGAAAGAUUGCUUUCGCAAGGUUCUGACAGUCCGUGGGCGAACCGGCUGUGUACUGCUCAUGGCUCCAACGCCAAAUGAGGAGGCACCCGCCAUUGCCGAGCGCAUUGCUGAGUCGUUGCCUGAAGAUGGACUCCGGCAAACACGGAUUGUGUGCACGGAUGAUCCUUCUGCGCAUUUGUUGUCGACAUUGCGCAAUGUCAUGCCAAAGCUGGAGCUGCUAUGCUUGGACCCUGUCCACCUAUGCAUGACUUUUGAGUAUGGGACGUACAGAAGAAGAACAAAGGCGUCAACCAUGUUGAGAACAAUUAUGCAAAAGUUUAAUGCCGUGGACUUUAAGAACAUGUCAGCCUACAACUCCAGGCCUUUCAACGGCAUUCAGGAUGUUUCGUUCGAUCACAUCACCAAGACACGUCGAGAACAGAUUCUGAGUGGAGGAAUGGGAAAGGCCAAAGCAGAAUCUCUCCUUGACAGCCUGGAUGCUGCGAAGCCUUGGCAAUGCGAACGGGAUUGCAUUGAGGCCAUGGCAGCAUUUGUCCGAUGUUUUCCGGACGAUGUAGACAAAAUCAUUCCCGGUCCGAACCGGUCUGGACGGCAAGUGCUGUACACUGCCUGCGCGCCUGCGAGGAUGCAAUGGUAUUUCAACAACAUCCGGGCGCGCCAUAGUAUGCGGCCAGAUCGAGUUGUAUUACUUCCUGCUGGUACCACUUCCAACGAGGCACUGCAUGCUGAAGUACGAGCUUGGUUCCGAGAGACGCAGCAGAUGCAUAAGAGCACAUUGGAAAUCAAACUGCGGGUGCUUCACCUGUCCAAACUGAUGACCCACCAUGCGGGCAUGUACAGACCAACUUUGCGGCAAAUUCCGUCGGGCCUGGUGCUGGCUAGAUCUGUUGUCUCUUCUGCCUGGAAUCGACGAAAGCCCUGGAGCAAAUUUGCCGGACAGAGUGGCAAGGCUCAUUUGCCUCUCAAUGAGAGACGGCAGCAAGAAGCAUCAUUAGUCAAGGCGCAUGCUUCCAAAAAACCGGCUGCCAAUAUCAAAAGACCAGCGGCCAUGAGGCAUUGCGCAAAAAAGCCAGCCACGCACGUCCUCCCGCAGAAAGUGCGCAGGACUCCCUUUAACAGAGUAAGAGUGUCCACUUGCCGUAUCAUGGGCAAAAAAAGGCAAGGAGGUUUGAAAGCCUAG